GGGGCCGCUCUGGCCCGCGCUCGCUGCUCUGGGAGGAGUGACGGCAGCGGCGGCUGUGAGGGAAGAUGGCGGAGGCGGCGGCGGCGGUGCAGCAGCACCGGUUCUUUUGCCACAGCUGCAAGGGCGAGGUCAGCCCCAAGCUGCCGGAAUACACCUGCCCUCGCUGUGAGUCCGGCUUCAUCGAGGAAGUCACUGAUGAUUCCAGUUUUUUUGACAGCAAUUCCCUGGAUGACAGCCCCUCCUCUCAGUUCUCAGAGCUCUGGGACCACCUGGACCACGCCAUGUUCUUCCCGGAUUGGCGGCCCCUGCUGAGCAGCGGCUCCCUGGACGCAGAGCCCCGGGACGGGCACCGGGGGGAGCUGUGGGGUCCCAGCCGCCCCCCCCGGCUGCCGAUGCCCCGCCGGUACCGGGCCCGGGGCAGCUCCCGGCCCGAGCGCUCGCCGGCCAUCGAGGGGAUAAUCCAGCAGAUCUUCGCCGGCUUUUUCGCCAACUCCGCCGUUCCUGGCUCACCACACCCCUUCUCCUGGAGCGGGAUGCUGCACUCCAGCCCCGGCGAUUACGCCUGGGGACAGAGCGGCCUCGACGCCAUCGUCACCCAGCUGCUGGGCCAGCUGGAGAACACGGGCCCGCCCCCGGCAGACAAGGAGAAGAUCUCGUCGCUGCCCACGGUGCCGGUGACGCAGGAACAAGUGGACACGGGGCUGGAGUGCCCGGUGUGCAAGGAGGAUUACACCCUGGCCGAGCACGUCCGGCAGCUCCCCUGCAACCACGUCUUCCACAGCAGCUGCAUCGUGCCCUGGCUCGAGCUGCACGACACGUGCCCGGUGUGCAGGAAGAGCCUCAAGGGCGAAGAUUCCAGCCGGCAAAUCCCCAACGCCGACGCCUCCGACAGCCCCGUGCAGGAGAGAUGGACAUUCUGACCCUCCUGGCCAAGGUUCUGCCGCCUUCCAGAAGGUUCCAGGGCCGUCCCAGCUCCAGGUGUGCGCUGAGAAUUCCACCAGACCCCCCCCCAUAGCAGGAAUUGGGGGGCCCCAUUCAGGAUCACAGCACCGAGCGCUCUUCUCCCAGGAAUUUCUCCUUCUGCUCCACGGAAUUGCCUCGUUAGCCCAAAAUUGGGAAGGUUUUUGGGAGUGUUUUGGUUUCAUUUUUUUUUUUUUUGUAUCAGAAAAGGUUUAAAUUUUGGUUUUUCCAGUAAGGGCCCGAUCCAAAGAGGGGUUGCAUCCCCUUGUAGGCUUUGCUGGAAAAAGGUUGGGAUAAAAAAAGGGGAUUUUGGGGAUUUUCCUGCACUCCAGGAGAUUGGAGUUGGAGCCACGAGAGAUUUUAUUGGCCCAGUUUGGGAUGGGAUCCUUGGGGGGCUGUGGAAUCAUGGCAGGGGAAGGAGGAAGGUUCUGGAAGCCCCCGUGGUCCCGGUGGGGUCAGGGAUGUUCUCAGCAGGGUUUUGGUCUCAUCCUGGACAAUUUUUGGGGUUUUUUUGGGACCCUUUUCCACAUUGCCCCAGGUGUGUCCAAAGCUCCCCGAGCCCCCCACGAGUCAUUCCAGGCAGGAAUUGUGGAAUUAUUAUGGAAUUAUGGACCAUUCCCUUGGCAAACCCCCCACCCUCCCCAUAACUUAAGGAAACUCUUGAUUUUUCCUCAUUGUUUUCAGAGUUUGGUUUGGUUUUUUGUUGGUUUUUUUUUCCAUUUCCUGGGAUUUUUCCAGGUGAAUCCUGGGAUUUUUCCUCGUGGUACCCACGGGCAGCCCUGGGGGGGCUUUGUGACCCCACCCUGGUGUUGGGGGGGAAAAGUUCCCAAAGCCCUCGGGCUCGGUGGCUCCGCGGCCACGUGGAUUCAAUCCCUGAUUUUCUUUGCUCUUCCGUCCAAUAAAGGCCUUUCUCAAAGAAUUCCCUU
Molecule: messenger RNA, 1886 nt
Organism: Zonotrichia leucophrys gambelii
Lineage: Eukaryota; Metazoa; Chordata; Aves; Passeriformes; Passerellidae
Gene: RNF115
Product: ring finger protein 115
Exons: 9
Coding region: 66-920 (284 amino acids)
Biological process (GO): protein ubiquitination
Cellular component (GO): cytoplasm
Molecular function (GO): ubiquitin protein ligase activity
Source: RefSeq, a predicted model, not a curated record